Molecule: messenger RNA, 2025 nt
Organism: Pantherophis guttatus
Lineage: Eukaryota; Metazoa; Chordata; Lepidosauria; Squamata; Colubridae
Source: RefSeq, a predicted model, not a curated record
UGGCUGUAGGAGGUCAUCCAGACAUCCAUACAGGGUCAAAGGUCACCAACUGCCAGUUGUCACUGAGCAGAGCCAAGAUGUUUUCGAAGACGUUCCUGAGAUUUCGAAAAUGUUGCAGAGAAAUCUUCCAAUGCUGUUGGGGGAGAAUGAGAAGGAAUGCCAGGCCAGCCAGUCCUUCAACCUCCACCUUGGAAGACGCAACAAAUCUGUCUGGCCGAAGAAAAACGAAAAUCACGAUAGACAUUGAGCUCCAUAAAGUGGAGCAGCACGGUUUCCCUCCAAAGGACAGCCGAGGGAAAGAGAAGGUCCUCUUCGAGAGGAAGGACCUUUUCCAAGCAGCGCAAUCAGAGCUGGCCUGUAUAAGAAGAGACCAGGAAAUAAGCCAAUAUUUGCGCCAAGUGGUCUCUGAGAGGAGGAGAGAGACGCAAAUAGCUCUGUUGCAGGAGCACAGCUUUGUCAAUGGAUUAGCUGCAUUGCUGGAAAUGUAUGAUCUCAGCAAGAUAACACCAGAAAGAGAUGAACCAAUAGAAUCCAUGCUGAUGGACAUUUCCAGUUUUUAUUGGAUGGCUACCCUGGAUGCAGAGGAGGAAGAUCUUUCUGAGGUGGAGAAGAAGUUGCUGGAGGAGGCCUUUGGCCUAACAAUGAGGAACCUACUCCGACAAUCUCCCACGACAGAACAGUUUGUUUUCAUUCUGAAGAACUUGGACCCACGUGGGAAACUCUUUUUGCCGGCGAUAAACCAGCUCCUGUCCUGUGGAAACCAUCAUCCCAGGAUAGAUCUCGAUCAAGUCCAGCAGGCUUUCCCUGAUGUUCCCAGGGAAAUCUGGCAGGCUGGAACCACCUACGAAAACAUCAAUGAAGGAGACCUAGAAAUAGAGGAGUUGUGACCUCCACCCUUCGCCGUUGAGCCACCUAUGAAGAAAAGCUACCAUCUCAGGAAAUGGCCCUUUGGUUCUUCCUUCUAUAAAUUGCAUAAAUUUUGUAUAAUAGUUGAAUUUGAUCUGUUAAAACUUCUGACUGUAUAAUAAUUGUUGGUAUCUGUGUUUGUAGAUCACUGGAAGAUCAGAACUCCCUCCUGCUGAAGGUUCCCUUGGGGUUUGGAAGAUGGCACUGGGGCUGAAGAUGCUGUGGAGCAGACGCCGACCAUCAUCGUUUUUAAUAUGCUGCAGCAGGCUGGGUAGCAGCUUGGACAGAAUUCCACGCAGUUCCUGUAACGGACCUGCUUGCUUGGACCAUCACCCGGCUGGAUCAACAUCUCCCCAGGAUAGAAGAACAACGAAACACAGAUGGAUGGACUUGAGUUUUUAAUGACAGUGUUUAUUUCUUGUAUCUAUGGGACACUUAUAUGUCUCCAGCUAUAUGCCACCAUUGAAGGCAAACACAAGGCAAAGAAGACAGAAGUUUAGUCAAAGGUGCUACCUUCAGACUCUCAAGAUUCCGUUAAUGUAGCCUUACAAUAAGGUCGAAUUAGCCCAUUUAGUCGUAUUUCCUGUCUCGUUUCCCUUGGAGGACUGACACAAUGUCUGCAGGUUGUUGGAAUUGUGUGUGUGUGUGUGUGUGUGUGUGUGUGUGUGUGUGUGUGUGUGUGAAGCCUCCCAGGUAAACAGACAGGAAACGUGCCUAAAAGUGCUAAUUCGACCUUAUUUUAAGGCUACAUUAACAGAACCUUGAAAGUCUGAAAGUAGCCCUUUUGACUGAAUUUCUAUCUUCUUUAUCUUAUGUUUCCUUAAAUGGGUGGCAUAUAAAUGUCCCAUAGAUAGAAUGUAUGUAUAUGUUUAUUUAUUGUAUUUUGCUUGUCGUAUUCUGUUUUUAAUUGUAUAAUUGAUUUUAUGAUUGUUUGCUACCCAUUGUCCCUUGUUUGACAUGGGCCCCUCUACAAAUUGGAUAAAUAAAUAAGUAUACUUUGAAUAUUUUUCCUUCACUUGUUUUCCUUGCUCUUUUUUUUUAAUUUCAUUAUUUUUUUAAAUCUGUAUUUGUAUUUUGGUUAUUUCAUUUCCAAAUAUAAAUAAAGGUACAAUAUAAGUC